AUGCGCCAUGCGAUGCAAACAGUUGGGCACGAUGCGGCGGUGGAGACGGCCUUACCCUUGCUUUUUGGCUCGUGGACUCUGGAGGAGAAGCGUGUGAUUCAACCCCUGUGGGGUAUGAAACCCGUACGCCACGCGGGCGCCUUGGGUAUACCCGAUGGUUCAUCUUCCACAUUCGAGGUCUUGCUGAAACCUAAAGGUCGCCUGGAUCAACCGGUGGACAGCGCGGUGCGGGGCUUGGACUGGACCCUGAACUUCAAAGACAUGUACGCCACGGGCCGCUUGGAGUUCAAAAUCGUGCAUCCCCCCCCGGACAAGAAGUUGAUCGCCAACGACCAGAUCCCCCACAUUCAUUACUACUCUGGGACGUUUUGCGACGGUCUCAACCGUGUGGAGGGCUUUGUAGAGAGGUACGCGGAUAUCGAGGAUGAAAAGUUAGGACCGAUCCGAAAGAAAGUGAGGAUCGGGAAAUUUUGCCUUGAGAAAAAGAAGGAGGAAAAGGGGGAGGCGAAGGAUAGCAUGGUGGCAGCCAGUCUAUUGGCCUAG
Molecule: messenger RNA, 543 nt
Organism: Nannochloropsis gaditana CCMP526
Exons: 1
Coding region: 1-543 (180 amino acids)
Source: RefSeq, a predicted model, not a curated record